This is a messenger RNA of Scheffersomyces stipitis CBS 6054, 537 nucleotides long. RefSeq lists its product as uncharacterized. The annotation marks the transcript as partial. The transcript has a single exon. The record is from RefSeq and is a predicted model, not a curated record. Lineage: Eukaryota; Fungi; Ascomycota; Pichiomycetes; Serinales; Debaryomycetaceae.
GGUAAUAAAGCAAAAAUGUCGGCAAUGGAAUUGCUGCUGACGGUGGAUCAGCUUGCCAGAGUGAUAAUUUCCAAAAACAAGCAGCUUGAAGAUCUUUCGCUGGUAUACGAGAAAAAAUUACAAACUCUCAAUGAAUAUAUACUGAAAAUUCAGAUCGCCCUAGGGAACGAAGUAGCGGGCUCUCUGAGCAUCCAGAGCAUAGUUGAUGACGACUUUCUAGCGGAAAUACAGAAAGACAUAAGUUGCCCAAGAUGCAACUCAGUAUUGCAUGAUAAGCUGGAUGAUUACGAAUAUAUAAAGAUACCGAAGAAGACAAUACGACCUACGAACAUGGCAAAUACAGGGAAAGAAUUCAAUCCGAUAAAGUCUCCAGAAGUUGAAAAGUCCAUAAGCGUUGGCUCUGUCAGCAGUGAAGUCAGUCUGAAAAACAGCUCCAGUCAUAGGCACCAGCAAUCGAAGAAGAUUUGUUCGUACUGUAAGAAACCAGGUCAUUCUAGAGCCAAAUGUUACGUUCGACUCAGCAAGCCCCAGUCAUGA